CUUAUUUUAACAUCAACCAUUGGAUAGAUUGGAUUUGCUUUUUGUUUCAAUUAAACUGAAAAAAAAAAUCACCAAGUGAACAAAAAACAAUUCAAACGGCAACAAUUAGAUGGAAAACAAUUAACUGUAUACUUAUGGUUUUCUAAAUUGUUACAAUUACAACCCUUUAAGAACAAAACUUAAUUGUCUAAGGUCAAUAAUCAACCGAUUUGAAUUGGAAAAUCUUUUCUUGCUUUAGCUUUUUUUUUACAAUCAUCAUAACGGUUUGCUAAUGCUCAGAGAUAAUCUCAUAAAUUUUGAUUACUUUUGAAAUUUUGUGCCUCCAUUUUAGAUAAUCAAUUCAUCAUAACAUAUAAAUAUAUCUAUUCAACACCUACUCCACCAUCAUCAUCAUCAUCAUCAUGCAUUUUACCGUUAUAUUUGCCUUCCAAAUGAUAAUCGACAUCCUGAUCCGUUUACCCUUCAAUUUUGCCUUUAAAUUUAAAGUUCACCUGAAAAAUGGCCUAACCGCAAGACGACAAAACCUAAAAUCAUCAUCGACAACUACUACUCAUCAUCAUGUUAAUCAUUCUCAACACCAUAAUCAUCACCAUCUUCAUCACUCAAACACUCAAGAAUCUUCACCCGAUUACCUGAUCAAUGAAGUACAAUUAACUUUACUCAAAUAUCUUCCACUUCGAACCAUCUCUCGACUCUGGGGAUUCAUGACAUCUAUUUAUUUACCUACCUGGUUACGACCAUCAAUCCUGGGCUGUUACUCACGUCUAUUUAAUUGUCAGCUAAAAGAAGCUGAAAUUGAUGAUUUCCGUUUGUAUCCCAAUUUGCGACAAUUUUUCACUCGAUCAUUAAAACCUGGUUUAAGGCCAAUAGCUUUAGGAGAUAAUCUUGUAAGUCCAGUUGAUGGAACUGUUUUACACUUUGGACUGGUCAAGGAGGGAAACAUUGAACAAAUUAAGGGUGUUAACUUUACCACCAGGUCAUUUCUUGGACCUCAAGUUUGGGGUUCAUUGGAAAAGGGUGUGAAUAAUAUCAAAUGUAUUGAUAAUGAUGAUGAAACAUUGAACAAUUAUACUGAAAGAUUAAAGGUUAAUCAAGAUAAUUGUCUCUAUAAUUGUGUCAUCUACCUUGCUCCUGGAGAUUAUCAUAGGUUUCAUAGUCCAGCUCAAUGGAAAGUUGCUUUCAGGAGACAUUUUCCAGGUUAUCUACUCAGUGUUCACCCUUCGUUUGUUGGUAGAGUUAAAGGUUUAUUCACAAUUAAUGAGAGAGUUUCUUACCUCGGUUCAUGGGCUCAUGGUUUCUUCUCAAUGACCGCUGUUGGUGCGACCAAUGUUGGAUCGGUCAAGACCUAUUUCGACCCGAGUUUAAAAACAAAUAAAUUCAACUGGAGGAAAACACCUAAUCCAUAUAAUGACAAAGUCUUUGAUGAAUCGGUAAACUUUAACAAAGGUGAUCCAUUUGGUGAAUUUAACUUGGGGUCAACUAUUGUCCUGCUAUUUGAAGGUCCACGUAAAUGGCGAUUCUCAGUUUCACCAGGUUCUAAGGUCAAAUAUGGUCAACUUUUAUUCAAUAACACCAGUUCAACCAAUAAAAUAUCACCAACCAGGUAACAUUUAUCACCUUAGGACUACAAAACUUAUAUAAAUACACAACAACUGACCACUCACUCUCUAUCUCUCUCUCUCUCUCUCUACUAUCCAAAGAGACAAAAUGUCCACUACAAUGUAAUUUUUACUAUCUAAUAAUAUUCUAACUACGAUAACAAUAAAUUAGUGAAACAAUUAACAAAGAAACAAACAAAAAUCUACCUCAAAAUU
Messenger RNA from Panonychus citri (citrus red mite), 1814 nucleotides. Its product is annotated as phosphatidylserine decarboxylase proenzyme, mitochondrial-like. Gene Ontology annotation, molecular function: phosphatidylserine decarboxylase activity. The transcript is spliced from 5 exons. The coding region runs from base 402 to 1607 and encodes 401 amino acids. Gene Ontology annotation, cellular component: mitochondrion. Gene Ontology annotation, biological process: phosphatidylethanolamine biosynthetic process. Lineage: Eukaryota; Metazoa; Arthropoda; Arachnida; Trombidiformes; Tetranychidae. The record is from RefSeq and is a predicted model, not a curated record.